UCGGCCGGGGAAGCGAUGGAGCGCUGGGUGGCGGGCGGCUUGUGGCGGGCCGGCUGGGCCGGUUGGCCCGCCUGGGAGCUGCUGGCCGCCUGCGCCGUGAUCGGCGCGCUGGGCUGGCUGCUGCGGCUGCUGGAGCGAGGCCCGCGGGGUCGAGGUCCGAGGCCCAGCGCGACGCCUCCGUCCCCGCCGCCGCCUGCUGAGGAGAGGCCUCCGCGCUGCUUCGACCGCUGCGAUGGAGGUGAGAGGCCUUCCCCCGCGGCUGCCUUUCCGCUCCCUUCUCCCAGCACCGCCUCCCUGCCAGGGAGGAUAACAAUGGAUGAAAUCUUUUCCCGAUUAAAGCAACUGACCCCCGAUGAGCUGAGAGAAGAGAUCGUCCACGCUGGCCUGAAAUGCGGGCCCAUCACCCUGACCACCAGGUCCAUUUUUGAAAAAAGGUUGGCCCAGGCUUUAUGGGACCAGCAAGGAGCCUCCGAGGCCACGGCUCCCUUUUCGAACGGCGUCCCUGGAACUGCUGCCAGUGGCGGGAACCAGCCAGAAUCGGGAAGAACCAAUGGCCACCUUGCCUCUCCCGAGGAGGGGGAUUUUGGCUACAGCGUGGGACUGAACCCUCCAGAGGAGGAAGCCCUGCUGCACGAAGCGAAUGGCUCCCCCGCUCGUUCCCAGAAUCCCUCCAAGGAGCCUGUGCUCUACUAUGGGGUGUGCCCGGUGUACGAUGACAUACUGACCAGAAACGAGAGGGUUCAUGUCUAUGAGGACAAAAAGGAAGCUUUGCAAGCUGUAAAAAUGAUUAAGGGGUCGCGUUUUAAAGCUUUCUCAAACAGAGAAGAUGCAGAGAAAUUUGCAAAAGGUGUAUGUGAUUACUUCCCGUCUCCAAACAAGUCUGCCAUCUCUCUGUCUCCUGUCAAAGUCUGUUCGGUCUUUGGUAGAGAUGGCUUGUGCUCUCCGGAACUGGAAACGGUCAGCAAAGAAAGAGCCAACAGUUACAAAAGCCCCCGUACCCAGGAUCUGACUGCAAAGCUUCGGAAAGCCGUGGAGAAAGGAGACGAAAGUACUUUCUUAGAACUCAUCUGGAGUAAUCCUCGCUAUCUCAUCGGCUCUGGAGACAAUCCGACGAUUGUCCAGGAGGGGUGUCGAUACAAUGUCAUGCAUGUGGCUGCCAAAGAGAAUCAACCUGGCAUCUGCCGGCUGCUGUUGGACACUUUGGAAAACCCAGAAUUUAUGCGGCUGAUGUACCCUGACGACGACACCGUCAUGUUGGAGAAGCGCAUCAGUUACAUAGUGGAUCUUUAUCUGAACACGCCAGAUAAAACGGUAUUUGAUACUCCGCUGCACUUCGCUUGCAAGUUUGGGAAUCCAGAAGUGGUCGGUGUUCUUGUUUCCCAUCCGGCCAUCGUAAAGAAUCCAAAAAAUAAAUACAGUCAAACUCCAGCAGAUGUAAUCUGUGAAAGGAACAAAAACAAAUCGGCAGAUCUGAAAGCAAAAAUCAGGGAACACUUGGAAGGCCAGUGUUAUGUGCCUCUCUUCAGAGCGGAAGAUAACGCCACUUCCCCCAUGAUUGGCGCCCCGUGGUCCCCGGAUCAAACCGAGAGCAGCCCACUCGCUUCUUUGCCCAGAUACCUCGGCAGCCCCAAAGACCCAAUGCUGACAGUCAGGGCUUACGCGGGGCCUCUGAGCCCUUCCAAGGCAGAAGAUUUCCGCAGGCUUUGGAAGACUCCACCUCGCGAGAGGGCGGAAUAUUUCUACCACCUCCGAAAAUCCGAUUUGGAAAGAGGGGUCGAGCGAGUUGGAAGGGAGUUAGCUCACGAGCUGGGGUUCCCGUGGGUCGAAUACUGGGAAUUCCUGGGCUGCUUUGUUGAUCUGUCUUCCCAGGAGGGGUUAGGACGGCUAGAAGACCACCUGAGUCAACAACAGGAAAUGAGCAAUAAUGCUCAGCUAGGAGAAAACGAGGCCCACAACAAACCUCCACAGGCUCAUGGUAAAAGUAAAAACUGCAAUUCUGUCUCUGUUGGCGCGUUCCUCGAUGACGAUGACAUGAGUUUGGAAGAAGUCAAGAACAGGCAAAACGCGGCCAGAAAUUACAGCCCCGUGAUUGCACCCAACGAAGCCGCCAUCGGUCCCUUUGGAAGCUCCAAGUGCGACAUUCUCUCCAUUGAACAUACGGGGGCUAUCAUGCCCAGGACAAAAACCUCCCUCCGGACGGCCGAAAAAGGAGACCCCGUCAGUAAAAAUGGAUACUGCAGCCCAGCCGCUAGCGACGAUAGGACAGGAAGCCACAGGAGGCAUCCCAGCCAGGAGGAGGAGGAGAACUUUCAGUCCCCCGUGGCCAACUUAAUGGAUAAAUUUGGCCAACUCUCUUGCCAGGAUCCAGCCGUGGCAAGGGAAUGCUUGCCAGGCAAGCCGAGCCAGAAGGUGGCAAAAACUUGGAAAUGUCCAGAGCAGCUGCCCAAAAUGGGCUCCCUGCUUUCUAAGGCAGGGGCAGCUGCCAGGAAGGGCAAGGAGGCCAAGGGCAGAAAGGAAGAGGGGGACCCCCAAGAGGCCGAGGGACCCUCAGCGGAAACCGAGGUCAGAACCGGGGAGAGAAAGCCGCCGGGCACUUUGGAUUCACCACUUGGGAUGUCCCCUCCUGGUUUGCUAAAGUCGCCGCCUUCAAAUGGGAGAACCAAGCAGAGGUUCCUCUCAGGCGAUCAGCCGUCAAAAUGGGACGACGACGUGUUAACGGCAUUACUCGGCGUAGAGAUCGACCCCCAGAGGUACCCUGCUAUUUCCAAGUGGAGCGAGGCCGUGCGGGCCUAUCCUGCUUCCGAACGGCGAAGGUGGUCCAGCCCUUCCCUGAAAGGAUUCGCCAAGGGCCAAGCCACCACCAGCCCUGCCAGAAACCUUCCGUACUUCAGCCCAGGGAAGAACAGCCCGGGGAAGUAUAACGCGGCGGCGGCCGGCUUCUCUCCAGAUUUAGGGAGCCCGGGGCGGUAUACGCCAGCGUACGUGAACUACAUCCUUCUGUCCAAGAGGCAACAUUUCUCAGGACUGCCUAAUCCUUAGGGUGGGGAAUUAGCCACCCUGGCCACGAAAACGUGAAGGAAGUGAAGGAAAAUUUGGAUGGUGGAAACCUUGACAGGAUGGCUUUUGUGACCACUUUUAAUUUAUUUAUUCUUGGAAGAGAGAGGGGGCUGCUGGAAUGAGCGGUGGGGGGGAGAAGCAUUUCAUUUACCUGAUCGUCAGUCUUGUAAAAUUAGGAAGUUAAACCUGAAAGGCCUCUGAAUGGGAAGCCCUAAAUCUCGAAGUUUAGGGAUUCAUAGAUAGAAGGGGCAUUUUUUGGGACUCAUAAGAAUUACAAAUUGAAGUCCAGUCUACCUGUAAUUU
Messenger RNA from Pseudonaja textilis, 3360 nucleotides. It is a transcript of the gene ANKLE2, whose product is annotated as ankyrin repeat and LEM domain containing 2. Gene Ontology annotation, cellular component: endoplasmic reticulum. Gene Ontology annotation, biological process: negative regulation of phosphorylation. Gene Ontology annotation, molecular function: protein phosphatase 2A binding. The record is from RefSeq and is a predicted model, not a curated record. Lineage: Eukaryota; Metazoa; Chordata; Lepidosauria; Squamata; Elapidae.